AAUAAUUUGUAUUGAAAAUAAAUUUUAUCAUAUGACUCUUUUCAGUGCCCAUCAUCCUAACCAGCUUUUUUCAGUGAAGUUAUGUUACGGUCGGAGAUAAGAUAUUUGUCCGUGAAUUCGAGUUAAGGAUAAUCGUUUUCUUUCACUGUUUGAUAAAAGUGCUAUAUCUAGUAUUUUCGGACAUUCUUCCGUUCAUUUUGUGUCAGUACCAAUAAUAUGAGGAUUGUAUUUCAGUCCUCUAAAGCUAUCAACAUAUGUCUUCUGUGAAGAUGUCAAAUUACUGGAUUUAAAAAGCGAAUACAAUGAAAAUGCAGCACUCAUCCACUAAAUGAAUGAAAAACGAUACCCGAAAACGCUUGACGCCACACUUAUCAAACACUAAGAAAUGGGUACUCUACAAAUUCAUAAAAGUGUAUCGUAACCUGAAAUACAUGUAAACAAUUGAAUAUUGUAGGUUCAUUCUGAAAUGAUUUCACUGUAAAAAUUACGUCUUAAGUCAGUAUUCAAGAAAACAGUUUUUAUAACCCGUCCAUGAUAUACAUAAUCUUUAUGGGCACAAAAUGCUUUCAGUUAUCAGGCAAGUGCUUCAAACAUUAUUCAAAACAAAGCAGAAACACGGUAGUGGUAGUGUGGGAAGUAAGUAUCAAAAUAUUGAUCUAUGAAUCGACGUUCCAUUGUAGUGGCUGGUACUAUACCAAGCUCACAUAGGUUAUUCUAGCUUCUGGACAGACCAGUUUAUUCAUUUUUCCCAAGCUACAUUUCGAUCUUUUCAAUUACUCACUUAUAACACCGAUCGUUUUUUGUAUGAUCGUAUAUGUGUUCAUUACUUACCCUAUUCAUUACAUGUUUGUAAUUUAUUUGCCUGAAUAUAAAUAUUGAGUCACGCUUGAUCAAAACAAGUUGGCUCACUCGCCUUCUCCACAUCAUUUCGCUUUCCAGUUUCAAAUGGCAUUCGCCGCUUCGCUUUCUCCACUUUGUUUCUUUGAUUGUCUCUCCAGAUGAGUGAGUACAUAAAAAAUACAUAUUCAAAAUUUAUUCUCGUGUUUGACUUAGUUCAUUCUGUUAUUCUCUAACGCGAAUUAAGUCGAUAAAAUAUAUGAGGGUAGCCGGGAUGUAUAUUUCGAUAACAAUCAGAAUACAGUUUAACUGGAGUCAGAAACUGGGCCACUAAACCAUCAUUGUUUUGUGAUUUUAAUGUAAUGGCUGAUUUUAAAGUUUAACUAAAAGGAUUGUGAAAUCUUUUAUUCUGCAUUAUGUCCUAACUUGUUCUACUUAUCGCUUUUUGGUAAAAUUAUUUAUAAGUCUCCACGUAUUUUAUUUUAGUAAAAAAAUAUAAAUAUAUAUAUAUUUAUCAUGGCUAAAGUCGGUCGAGGUUUGCAAAUACCACUUUCAUGGAUUCCAGGACGUGAUGGAUUUUGUCCAGCUGGUGCAGUUUCUGUUGAUAACAUAUGUGUAGCACGAAGUAAACACAAUGGGGAAUUAUUGCCUGGAAAAUUAGUACCGAUGAAUGGAAAAUGCUAUUGUCCUUAUGGUGGAGCAGAAUUAGAGUCUUACGAUUAUGAAGUAUUGUGUGAAAGUUUUAUUCCUGGUUCUUGCAAAGGAUAUCGUUGGGAAAGAGCAUUUGACGGUGAUGUUCCAAAAAAUGCAAUUGUUGCUGGAAUAGCUAAAGAUGGUGAACCAUUGUACAUUGUAAAAGGUGUUGUGAAUGAUGAAACAUGUUUUGGAAAGGUAAACAACUAUCUACAUAUUUCAUUGAGAUCGCAAAUCGAUGCAAGUCAAACUAACAUUGAAAACCUGGAAGCACUAUACGGACAUUUUGUCUUGUCAUGGAACUCCUCAAUAGUGAACAUCUGCAACCCCACAGCAAGGAAGAUGGUUACUCAAUAUCGUGAAUUGAUUAAAGUUGGACGUGAAAUUUAUCGAAUUCCUAUUCAAUAGUCUAGAAGUUGAACAUUCCCCCGACAAAUCGGAACCUAUGGGUUCGAUUCCCGGUUAUUGGGUCGUGAGUGAUCACUACUGAGGAAUCCCAUACGAGGGCGAAACGGCCGUACAGUACUUUCAGGUUUUCAAUAGUUGUCGAACUUAGAUCUCUUUGUGAUUUUAGUGAAAUUCAAUAAUCUCUAUAACCCCACACUUGUAACUGUAUGUCUUUUUUAAAUAAUUUUCAGAUACCAAAAUUGCCAGUCUAGAACUUGCUAGUUGUUAGGUUUCUGUUAACCAUUUUUGCUUAUUGUUGUGCUUCAAACUGAAAAAAAUACUAAAUAUUCAUGCUUUGCUUGAGUGUAGAAUCACGACAAAAGUCUACUUCUACUUUUAAAUUGAUACAUGGUUAUUAGAUAAGAAUAUUCAACUGAAAUUCUCAUAAGCUUCAGUUCUUCAGUUUUUUUUAAUUGAUGUAAUAAUAUGACACUACUGCACAGUGAUUACAGAUUUACUUAAUAUUUAAGGAAAUUGUCAGAAUGCAAAUUUUAGUUAAAUGAUUAUCAACUUUAAUACUUAAAUGUCUUCUUCAACAGCAUGUUACUACGAAAAGUAAAUCAUGCACUUAGGAAUGUGUUUUAAAUGGUUAAAACGCUGCCUUUUAUAGUUUCUAACAAACAAAAAAAAUACUAACUCAGCAAAAUGGUCUCAACAAACUAUAAUCAUUCAAGUCAACAAUAAUAAGUGAUGACUUUUCCUGACAAAUAUCCCUUUAAAGGAUUCCAUACUUUUAUAACAAACUAAGCAAACAACUGAAUUUCAGAGGAACAUGAGUAGUUUCCACAACUCAUUAGUCUAAUAGUAUGAAAGCAUUUUAGUUUAUUUUCAAAUCGAGUUGUUGGUUUCAAUGAACUAAAAACACUCACAUAUAUGACUGGUUCUGAUUCAAUGGCAAACCAGUUGGAGUUAUAGUAAAUUUCUAACCUAAUGAAAUUAGGUAUGGAACCAGAACCCUAGUGAUAUUUUUACAAAAAACACUGUACAAUUUAAUUCUUCAUUUACUCGAAUCCUUAAGCGAAUAAUAGUGGUCCUUUAAAUGUAUUAUCAUCUGUCAACUAGUCUAACUAUUUAAUGUAACGUUUAUCUGGUCCUUGGUGCUGAUAAAAUUCCGUCGGUCAAGUUGCAAUAUGGUUACUUAUCGAGGUGACCCCACAUUACAUACACUAUGUUUUUGGCUACUAUUUGGUGAUCAAUAAGUAUGAAUGCUUUUUGGAUGAGUGACAGAACGAAACCUACUUCGAAUAGGGUUUCCUAUCAACAACAUCCAACCACUAAACAUUGUGUUUGUGGUGAAGUUCCGUUCUCUGAACUGUAUAGUUUACUCGUGGAGGCUUCGUUGUACUUCUGAACAACAAUGAAGGCAUUACGACUAGAUCAUCCAGUUCAGAGGACGAGACUCCAUCAAAAUUAUCCACCUGAGCUAUAAAUUUUCUAAACCAUUGUGAUUAUUCAUUAUUUCAACUACACGGAUGAUUGACCGAUCAACUGAUUGGUUAGCUGACUGAAUACAAGUGAUUCCUUCACGUUAUGCAUCCAUUCUUGACUUUUUUAUCUUUAUUUAUAUAUUUCAGCUACACGAAGGUCAUUCAUGUGCCUACUUACCAUGGGGUGGUAAGGAAUAUUCAGUCAAUGAAUAUGAUGUACUUGUGUGGCAGAAACAUUGAGAUUUAAAUUUUUAAAUGCAGUUUUGUACCGGAGACAUCAUUAGCUUCAUACAUCAGAUGUUCUUUUCUUUUUUACCAUGCCAUUUUUUGUUUGUAAUCUUUGAAAAUGUGUGAAAAUAAUACAUCUUAACACAGUAUUAAUCUAUUAUCUUAUUACUGAACCUACUGAUGAAUCGUGAUAUCCGGGGAAACGAAUGCGAAGCCUUUGGUUAGAGCACACAUAUACGAUAUUUAUUUGAUAUUUAAUAAAAGCAAAUUUAUUCUAGU
Messenger RNA from Schistosoma haematobium, 3911 nucleotides. It is a transcript of the gene NATTERIN4, whose product is annotated as Natterin-4. The record is from RefSeq and is a predicted model, not a curated record. NCBI's taxonomy places the organism in Eukaryota, Metazoa, Platyhelminthes, Trematoda, Strigeidida, Schistosomatidae. The transcript is spliced from 3 exons. The coding region runs from base 1354 to 1938 and encodes 194 amino acids.